Messenger RNA from Octopus sinensis (East Asian common octopus), 1088 nucleotides. Its product is annotated as 39S ribosomal protein L35, mitochondrial. Lineage: Eukaryota; Metazoa; Mollusca; Cephalopoda; Octopoda; Octopodidae. The transcript has 3 exons. The coding region runs from base 104 to 697 and encodes 197 amino acids. Gene Ontology annotation, molecular function: structural constituent of ribosome. The record is from RefSeq and is a predicted model, not a curated record. Gene Ontology annotation, cellular component: ribosome; mitochondrion. Gene Ontology annotation, biological process: translation.
CCACAUUGCGCUGCUAACAAGCCACCGACAGGAAGCGACAUGGAUAGAAAACCGGAAGUCGGGAGUUGUUCUCCUUGAACCUGCUCAGAAGCACGUUAUUGCAAUGGCUUGUCUACGGCAGGGCAUCAAAGUUUUAUCUGCUGCUACUCAAUAUGUGGCAAAAUCUGUGUAUUCACCUGCAUCUUUACCAAGCAUAAUUUCUUCUGUGUCAUCAAAACCACUACUUUUGCAUCGAUUCAACAACCAAAAAUCACUUAUGCCUCUCAGAUCAUUUGUCUCUGUCUGCCAACCAACACAAAUCCACAGAUAUAUAGGCUGCAAUGGAUUAAAUCAAAAACUACUGAGUGCUCCGCAGACACCUAAUGUCACAAGCGUUCGAAAUAAAAUAGUUUGUAGCUAUAAAAAAGGAAGACCAAAAUCUAGUUCAGCUGUAGUAAGUCGAUUUUAUCGCUUGAGAUCUGGACUUUGGAUUAGAGCAAGAUCUGGUCGAAGUAAUAAACGUUGGGCUAAAAAUAGUAGACGUGUUUUCAGGCUCCAAGAAACAGUUUUUUGCAACAAGACUCAAUCUAAGAAAUUAGAGAGAAUGGUUUCUCGUCACUGGCUGAAGAAAAGAUAUUUUCCAGAUGAUCCUUAUGAAAUAUAUCAAGAUAGAAGCACUACAAAAUUUGAUGUCAAAAAGCCCUUGUUUUUCCCAUAGAUAAUAUAUUUUAAUGGAUCAAAUUUAUUAUAUAUUUUGCUCUUUAACUCAAAAGAUACAGUGAUCCAGCUUUUUUACCCUUUGGAAACAAAAACUUACAUUAACUAUAUCACUUAUGUGUAUAUGUAUAUGUUUUCAUCUGAAGCUGAACUAUGGCUAAGUUUCCCUACAUUUAUUUGAGCAAGGACUUGAAAUUAAUGAAAGAAUGAAAUAUCUGCUUUAAAUGAAUAUACUCUACUUGUAUUGAGUAUUUUUAUUACAUUUAAAGACAUACUCUAUGCAUAUAAAACUGAUGCACUUCACUACUUUCAUCCCGUCUCCGAGAGUAACACCAACAGAUUCAGGUAGUUGAAGUAAACUAACCUUUUAAUAAAUUAUUUUGAGAAAUUUC